Messenger RNA from Zeugodacus cucurbitae (melon fly), 2196 nucleotides. RefSeq lists its product as uncharacterized. The transcript is spliced from 3 exons. NCBI's taxonomy places the organism in Eukaryota, Metazoa, Arthropoda, Insecta, Diptera, Tephritidae. The coding region runs from base 1310 to 1978 and encodes 222 amino acids. The record is from RefSeq and is a predicted model, not a curated record.
UCAAUUUGUCAACCACCAAAAAUCAAAAGCAAUGUUCUACAAAAACAGCAAGCGCCAAAAAUGUAUGUCGAUAUGUUUGCAUGCUCAUACAUAUUAAUACAUAUUUACAACAAGCCGAUUUUCUACCAACAACGCAAUGGAGCGUCGCGCAGCCGGCCAUCAAUUUUUCGACACAUCGAGCUUUACAGAGUCCAGUGUGGUUAUUAGGCACAUUUGUUUCAUUUCUGCGAAUUCUCAACUAGUUUAUGUGACUUUUGGUUGAAAUACUCUGCGUUUGCCGUUGAAAUGUUAAGACUAUGCUAAACAGGAUCAUUUCUUGUAGUCAGUCUUCAUUUACUUUCUUUGCAAAUCGAAAGUCUUUUGCCCUGCCAGCCAGGCCUAACCACUUUCCCUUCAUGUUUCUACACAAUUACAUACAUUUUUUUCAAUUACUUACACCAACGCACACGCUUGUGUUGUUUUGUUUUUUAACCUUAAUGCGAUGGGAAAAAAAUCCUCUAAACAAGAAAGGAAUGGCUAAGUUCGGGUGUAACCGAACAUUCUAUACUCUCGCAAUUUAUUUAUUUAACUUUAUUUAUAUUAUAUAAUACACAAUUUGACCCACAUAUUCGUCAUAUACAUAUAUUGUAUAAAGUCCAUUGAAAGUUGGAAACCAUAAUAUUAGGUUAGAAGCACCGAGGUCCUCGUGUUCGAUAUAUGGUGACUUAAAAACCUACGGUCCUAUUUCGGCAUUUUUAGAAUGGGGCUGCCACACUAUAAACAUAGUAUUUGUGCAAAGUUCUGAACCGAUAUCUUCACUAGUGCUUACUUUAUAUAUUGUAAAGUAAACGAUUCAGAUCGGCUUCAAAGUUCUGGUAUAUACGAAGUAGGCGUGGUUGUGAAGCGAUUUGGCAUAUUUUCACAACAUAUUAUUGGGAGGUAAGGAAACUAUUACAAACCAAGUUUCAUUGAAAUCGGUCGAGUAGUUCCUGAGAUAUGGUUUUUGACCCAAAAGUGGGCGACGCCACGCCCAUUUUACAUUUUAUAAAAAAAUCUGAGUGCAGCUUCUAUCUGCUAUUUCUUAUGUGAAAUUUAGUGUUUCUGACGUUUUUCGUUAGUGAGUUAACCCACUUUUAGUAGUUUUCAACCUAACCUUUGAUGGGAGGUGGGCGUGGUUAUUAUCCGAUUUCUUUCAUUUUUGAACUGUAUUAGGAAGUGGCUAAAAAAACGACUGCAGAAAGUUUGGUUUCUAUUGGUUUCCGAGAUAUGUACAAAAAUCCUAUUUGGGGGCGGGGCCACGCCCACCUACCCAAAAAAAUUACAUCCACAUAUGCCCCUUCCUAGUGCUAUCUUUCAUACCAAAUUUUAUCAAACAAACAAAUUUUAUUUUAUUUUGUUUAAAUUUUUCAUUUUAUUAAUUGUAACUUUCUUUAUAGGAGGGGAAAUGCCACGUUUUAGCAUCGCUCAAAUAUACAGUGAGCGUAUGGCCACCCAACCCGCAGUUAGCAGCAGAGAAAACGCGGAUACUGCGAUGGUACUGCAACAAAUUUUGGAUACCCUUGGUAGGGUGGAAUCUCGGCUUGCCGCUGUGGAAAGUGCUCUUGCUGAGAAGAUGCCCGAACGAGCUGAAGUUCAAGCUCAAGGGCAAUUAUUGCGGGAGUGUAAGGUGCUCACAGUAAAAACCCACCGCAGUGUAAGCCGCAUCACUGGCGACGUAGGGAGUAAGGAGCAAAUUUUGUUGCAGAGCUUGCUGCCUAUGUCGUCAGAGGAAACACUAGCGAAGGUGGAGGAGCACCUUACACACAAGGCUCACGCUGACGCUAUGGCGGGCAUCAUAUUUAACUUAAAAUCUACCAAGGGUAGCAUUGAGAAAGUGUUGCAGUCACUGUUUAGCGACGAGUUGGUGUGGCUAUACAACUGUGAUGGGAAAGCAGGAAAGAAGGCGCUGAUCAAAUUAAAAAUUGUGGACCUCACUCUCGGUAGAUAUAAAAACAUUUAAAUACGUUCAAAUAAUUUAUUAAUUAUUUAAUUUUUAAUGUUUUAUGUUCAAAAAGCUGCUUUUGCAAGUAUGCAUGUUCAUAAAAUAUUAGCUGUCAAGCAUUAUGUUAGUUUAAGUCAUAAUAGACAUAAGCAAAUUAGGCGUAGUAUUAAGAAUUAGUAGUAGUAGAAGUAAUUUAAUUUUAGAUUUUUUUUUCAACUAAUAUUUUUCUAAUAACA